AACAAAAUGCCGAAAGUUCGCGCGCAGAAACAAUUCCGCGUGCACAAGGAUGUUGCAAAGCAGGGUAUUAUGUUUAAUACGGAUAUCGGUCAGCAUAUUUUGAAAAAUCCACUCGUAAUUCAAAAUAUGGUGGAGAAGGCUGCAGUCAGACCGACAGAUGUUGUAUUGGAAAUUGGUCCUGGUACUGGUAACAUGACAGUGAAACUCUUAGAUAAAGCCAAGAAAGUUAUAGCCUGUGAAGUAGACCCAAGAAUGGUAGCUGAAUUACAGAAACGUGUACAAGGUACUCCAUACCAGGCAAAAUUACAGAUUAUGAUAGGGGAUGUUUUAAAGACAGAAUUACCAUUUUUCGAUUUGUGUGUUGCCAAUAUACCAUAUCAGAUAUCAUCUCCCUUGGUGUUCAAACUACUUUUACACAGACCACUAUUUAGAUGUGCCGUGCUUAUGUUUCAAAGAGAAUUUGCAGAACGUUUGGUGGCUAAACCAGGAGACAAAUUGUAUUGUCGUUUGAGUAUAAAUACACAGCUGUUGGCAAGAGUAGAUAUGCUAAUGAAAGUAGGAAAGAAUAAUUUUAGACCACCACCAAAAGUAGAAUCAAAUGUUGUUAGACUAGAACCACGCAAUCCACCACCUCCCAUUAAUUAUCAGGAAUGGGAUGGUUUGACAAGAAUCGCGUUUGUCAGAAAAAAUAAGACUCUUUCUGCAGCAUUUAAGCAGACUACAGUGUUGACAAUGCUGGAGAAAAAUUUUAAACUACAUUGUAGCCUCCAUAACAAGGCAAUGCCAGAAGGAUUUGACAUUAAGGAGAUGGUGAAUAAUAUUUUACAAAAGAUCGAAUUUGCGAAUAAACGUGCUCGAACCAUGGACAUAGAUGACUUUAUCAGUCUUCUACAUGCUUUUAAUGCAGAAGGAGUGCAUUUUACAUAAUUCAAAUGUUGUACCAUGUGAAAACAGAUGUAAACUAUGUAUUAAUAAAAAAUGCA
Molecule: messenger RNA, 983 nt
Organism: Dufourea novaeangliae
Lineage: Eukaryota; Metazoa; Arthropoda; Insecta; Hymenoptera; Halictidae
Product: probable dimethyladenosine transferase
Exons: 5
Coding region: 7-927 (306 amino acids)
Biological process (GO): rRNA methylation
Cellular component (GO): mitochondrial matrix
Molecular function (GO): rRNA (adenine-N6,N6-)-dimethyltransferase activity
Source: RefSeq, a predicted model, not a curated record